This is a messenger RNA of Plutella xylostella (diamondback moth), 847 nucleotides long. RefSeq lists its product as uncharacterized. NCBI's taxonomy places the organism in Eukaryota, Metazoa, Arthropoda, Insecta, Lepidoptera, Plutellidae. The record is from RefSeq and is a predicted model, not a curated record.
UUCGAUGAGGUCACCGGCAGAGGUCGCCAACGUGAGCACAACCAGUCCUGUGGCCAUCACCGCCAGAUACACAAUCGCCCUCCAGUUACAAACAUAAGCUUGCCAAAAUAAUAUUCCGCCAGUGAGUCGUGUGAAGUGAUCGUCAUUUGUUGACAGGACGGAACAAAUCAAAAUGGACGCGCGUCUGCUGAUGCUAUUGGUUGCGCUCGCGCACGUUCAAUGUUACCCAAGGAAGUCGUUACAACCUCUAAGCAAGCAUGCCAACAUUGACUUCAUCAACAUGGAGGCUGGAGGGGGGCCGAGACCAGCCAACCCUGCAGUGAAGCCAGCAUCAGUACCAGCGGUCAACCCAGCAGUGAAACCAGCCCCUGUACCAGCUGUGACUCCAGCACCCAAGGUUAACCCAACGCCGGUGAAGCCAGCAGUGGUGGCUACGCCAGCGCCAGUUAAGCCAGCAGUGGUAGCGACGCCAGUGCCAGUGAAGCCAGCAGUGUUGGCUACGCCAGCGCCAGUGCCAGUCCAGCCGAAGGUGUCUCCAGCGCGUCCCUCGGAGCCGUUCCCCCCUCUGCCCGCGCGCCCCACCCCCGGCCCCGGCUCCGUGAAGCAACUCGUCAACUUCUACGACAGCCAGGGGAAGGCCAGUGUCAUCCGCCCGUACAACUACAGCCAAGCGGUCAAGCAGGGUUAGGGUACAUCAAAACUAACACCCUAUGAGAUGUUAUCAGCUUAUCAGGCAUAUCAGUGACAUAAAACAAUUAAUUACUUAACUAAAAUAACCAAGUUUAUGCAAAUGUUACUAAACCACCAGUUUGUAAAAAUGAAAGUUAAUAAAUUGUAUUAAAAUAUA